Dipodomys spectabilis (banner-tailed kangaroo rat) is the source of this 6624-nucleotide messenger RNA. It is a transcript of the gene Fam168a, whose product is annotated as family with sequence similarity 168 member A. The transcript has 9 exons. Lineage: Eukaryota; Metazoa; Chordata; Mammalia; Rodentia; Heteromyidae. The record is from RefSeq and is a predicted model, not a curated record. Gene Ontology annotation, biological process: positive regulation of base-excision repair. Bases 272 to 1054 code for a protein of 260 amino acids.
CGCGCUCGCCCGCAGCCGAGCGUCCCCUCCCCCACCCGUCGGGCGCUGAGGCUGCUACUGCAGCGGAUCCCGAGCCCAGCCGCUGAGGAGGAGGAGGAGGAGGAGGCGGAGGCGGCUCCGGUCCCCGCGCGCCAUCCGCCGCCCUACUAGACUCGGGCGAGGGAGCGAGAGCGUCGCCACUGUCGCCUCCUGAGAAGACAAGGGCACCGCCGCCUCAGCCGCUACCGCGGUUUUCUCCUGCAGUCGCUCCCGGGAUCCUCAGUCUUCCAGAAUGAACCCUGUUUACAGCCCCGUGCAGCCUGGGGCUCCUUAUGGCAACCCUAAGAACAUGGCCUACACAGGGUCUCACGUUUAUGCCUGGGCCAGCCUGAACCACAAUCCUCCUACUUAUUCCUCCCUUGAAGCUGAGAUAACAGGUUACCCUACAGCCUACCCUGCAGCGGCCCCUGCCUACAAUCCCAGCCUGUACCCAACCAAUAGCCCCAGUUAUGCUCCAGCCACUCUGCUGAUGAAACAGGCCUGGCCACAGAACUCAUCUUCCUGUGGCACUGAAGGCACCUUCCACCUCCCAGUGGACACCGGGACUGAGAACCGAACUUACCAAGCAUCUUCUGCAGCUUUCAGAUAUACCGCAGGGACACCAUACAAGGUCCCACCAACCCAGAGUAAUACUGCUCCACCCCCCUAUUCCCCAUCACCCAACCCCUAUCAGACGGCCAUGUAUCCAAUCAGAAGUGCCUAUCCCCAGCAGAACCUGUAUGCCCAGGGAGCCUACUACACACAGCCGGUAUACGCUGCUCAGCCCCAUGUCAUCCACCAUACCACAGUCGUCCAGCCCAACAGCAUUCCCUCUGCCAUCUACCCAGCGCCUGUUGCUGCCCCCAGGACCAAUGGAGUGGCCAUGGGCAUGGUGGCGGGCACCACCAUGGCGAUGUCAGCAGGUACCCUGCUGACUACACCCCAGCACACUGCAAUUGGGGCACACCCUGUGUCCAUGCCCACAUACAGGGCCCAAGGAACCCCGGCGUACAGCUAUGUGCCCCCGCACUGGUAAAGCCUGCAGCCCAUCCAAGUCUGGAGUCACACAUUGUAUGCAACUACUCAAGUCUUACACCGGUGCUGGAGCAGUCCCCUAGCAGCACCACCUCUACUUGCAAGAAGAGACAACGGAAGUGCAAGGGUCACUUUAUGCAUCUUUAAUGGUUUUGGUUUUUACUUUUGGUUUUUGUAAAAGCUGCUUUUUCUAAUCUCCUGCCUCUCUCCCUUUGCCCCUUCCCCCCCUUAGCCACUGCCUUCCAGCUCCACCCCCUCUUCUCCCCGACCCAGCCAUGUCCUCUCUGCACUUCUUUUCUUCCCCAAGUGUCCUGUCCCCAGGAUCCCAGCCUAGUGGCAAGCUGAGAGUGGGUUUAUUGCAGUGGUUCAUCUGAAGGCUUGAUUUUAUUUGAAAAGCAUAAACAGGUCUGAGGUAAGAAUCCAGAGCUCUUGAGGAGACCACGUCUCUGAGCGACUGUUUCUUUUCUUAAGAGUUCAGGACAUUACCAUGUCCUGACCCAAAGAAAUGUCUUCUGAGAGCCAUGGCAACAGACCAAGAACAAAACCACGUGACUAUGUAGAAGUGUUUAUUAGCAGCUUCAUACCCCAGGCUGAGAACCUGGGGAAACCAGAGUCUUUGGGAGAAUUUGGGGAAGGAAAGAAGGGGAGAGAGGUGCUUGCCUGAUGCUUUGGUUUGAAAAGUCUCUGGCUAUAUGGUUUGGGCCUGGACCUUCUGAUUUGCACCGUGAUGUUAACUGACCUGGCACUUCCUCAAAAGGUAGCUUUGACCUCAGACUUGCCAAGCAGCCGCAGGCUGAUGGAAUCUCAGAGUCUGGAGACUUGGGAAGGCCAGGUGCCCAGUGUAACCUAGACCUCAGCCUCUGAGCCUUCCUGGCUCACUCUAAUGAGGAGCUUCCUUCUGAUUAGAGUGGGAACCUGUGGCAUUUCUCUCCCUUGCCCUUCUGUCCUUCCAAGUGCCGGGGCUCACCUGUCUGUCUAUGAGGCUGGCAGGCAGGCCAAGCUCUUGGUUACCUUGUGCCAUUCACGGCCAAAGUGAAGGAACCACAUUCCAGGUGGGUGCUGAUGGCUCUGAAGGUCAGGAUAGUGAAGGAAAAGCAAUAGCAAUAAUCAUUUCAUAGACUCAUGGAACUGAAGAGACCUUAGCAAUCAUCUCAUCCAUUCCCCUAUUUGACAGAUUGAGGAAACUGAGGCCACAAGAAGAGGAAAGGACUUUCCUGGACCUCACAGUAAAUUAGCAUUAAAUGCAACCUUCCUACCUAGUGGCAUGUUGCCUACACAAAUUUAGCUAGGGAUGGAUUGGCUUUGUUUCAUAAUAAUUGUCAGCAGCCUCAUACCUGGUAAGCUCUGCAGUGAUCUCUGGGCUCGUUUCUGCUCUUUUACCCUAAGGAUUCUAAAGGUGGGGGUUGAAGACUGGGCAGAGGCCACAUGGGGGCAGAUGACAGGAACAGAAAUUGCAAAUGAAGAAAUAGCAUUUGGAAAUUCUGUGAAGACAUCUGGAACUUUCAUCCUGUACCUGAUUCUACACUUAGGAAAAGGAGCAGGUGGGCUGGCUGAAAAGGAGAGGCCAUGCUUUUAGGACAGUAGCCCCUCAUCAUCCUGGGAAGAGAGGAGAGUGGGAUCCAUCAGGAGAGGAGGACAAGUAUGAGGCCCAGCAGAAUGGGCUUGCCUGGGGAGAAGAGGGACCCCCAGGACAAAGAGGCCCCUGCUAGUCUCAUCCAGGAGCCUGGAUUGUCCAGCAUCAACCGCCCUCUACCCAGCGCAUAGCUGAGCCGGCAGCCCUUCUGGGGUGGAACAGGAACAUUACUGUACAAAAUGGGAUCAUUAACAACACUUGGGACUUCUAAAUAACUAUUUUCAUUUAAAAUUCAUGUAAACUUGGAUGUAUCCUUUCCCUACUUCCAGUGUCCCCCUAAAGGAGGAAAAAAAUCAGGAAGCCUUGGGCUAGAAAGACCUCAGAGCUGUCUGGCUGUUCCCAGGAGGUAAGGGCCAUCUGCAUCCUCGGCCCAGAGUAGGAGCUAGGGGACACCUUCCUGGCCUUGCAGGGAACUUCAGGACCAGUAAGAGAAGACCGGCUGUUCUGAGUGCCCUGCUUGGAGGCGUGCUGACAGGGUUUCAUUGUAUCACAACAAAAUUUUCCAGUGUUCAUUCAUUUUUUGCAGUGCCCCCCCCCACCUGCUUUGGUUUUGAACAGGUGGGCAAGGUUGUUCUAGAUUAUGUCAUAUGUGUUUGAAAAAAUGCCAAAAUAAUAAUAAUAGGAAACCUUUGCAUUUGUCAGGUGCUUCAUAGAUUUCAAAGAAUUUCACAGCCUUUAAUUUACUGGCCCUGUGAGAUGACAGGAUUACCUACUCCACCUCUUUGAGAAAGGAGAAACAGGCAAGGAAACCACCCAAAGUUGAAUUGAGCGCUGGAAUCCUGACAGGACUCCCAACGUGGCUGCCUCCAGAGGGGCUGGUGGGAUUGAAAAGAAAAAGGAAACCUAGGAAUGACCUUGUAACUUUUGUUCUUUCUACACCAGUAAGUAAAAACUUGUGCCUCACAGUUCACAGAGCAGUUCCACAUCCAGUGUGUGGUUUCACCCUGAUAUAUGAAUCCAGGCUGGAUUCUGGCCCUCCCCCCAUAGCCUUGUAUACUGAAGCGUCUUCGCUCUGCUCCCUGACUUAGCCUUGUAUGUUAUUCAAGAUCAAGGGAGGCCCCAAGGUGAAAAGGCAUUGAAAUGCUGUCUUCUGCAGGAGCCAGGCCCAGUGUCUCUUUGCCCCAGUAUGAGCGCUGGAACCUUGGCACAGUUGGCUUCACCCUCUUAUUUAACAGAGAUCCACAAGCCUGGCCACGCUUGGGGAGUCACUGCAGAGGGACUGAGCCCAAGAAAUCCAGGCAGUGUUUGCAUCAAGUAAGUUGAGCACGGCUCCUAGCAAGGUCCUGGUGGCAGGAGUUCUGUCACCCAAAGAUUCUGGAUGGCCCUGGACUGCUCAGAGCUAGAAGGGCCCUCCCAUCCCAGGUCAAGGGACAUGCACACUUGACAGUGAGCUGGUGUCAGCAAGCACACCUCUUCUUCCCAUGCCACUGCCCCUCCCAGCUCAGCAUCUUCGUGGCUGAGGCCAGGGGUAAAUAUUCCAUUCACCUGUUCUUUCCCCUCACUGCUACUUGACCUUGCCUUCAGCAACCUGGGGUUCAGGAAGUUUGAGUCUGGAAACUGCAUUGCGUCUGAAUCAUGAAAGUCUGAACCAAAAAAACAAAAAUGUAAUUGUCCCCAUGAGACAGCAGCAAAUGUGCUGCUCCUUCUCAUUGUCUGCAGUGGCCCUGACAUACACUUCCCUCCCCUGAAUGUUCUGUGGGGGCACACACAGCUGGCCAGAGCUCUUUUCAUAUGCAAAGUACUUCAGCAAUGGGUUGCCAAACUCCCAUUUUAUAGAUGAGAAAGCUAAUUCUCCAAAGGGCUAGGGAUCCUCAUAAGUAAAGCUCUGUCUGCUGCCACCUGCUGGGUGUCCAAAUAGCCAGCUUGGAGGAGGGUAGGGCUGUCUGCCUCUAAGCCCAGGAAGACUGUGAAGACGCAGGAAGUUCAGUUCUCUUGGCUGAGCAGACUUAUGCACUUCUAUGGGCCAAGGCCUGUGAUGGCCCUGGGGACCAGAAGCAUAUCAGGUGGCAGCACAGAGGGGAUGAGAAUUUGCAACAAAGGGCCUCACUUGCACAAAGCACUUAGAGGUGAUAGUGCCUACCUAGUACUGAAGAUGUGUUCAAGUGCCAAGCAUCUUCAGGAAGCCAGCACACACUGGCUUUCUGAUCCCUGUACAGAUCCAGCAAGAUGCAUUUGAAGGAGACCCUGAAUGGCCAAAAACAUCACAACUGGAAUUCCUGGGAUUGCUUUUUCAUGGUGGGAGCCAGGUCCUAGAGAGACACAGAGAGGAAGCAGGCUCCGUGUAUCCUAAUCUUUUUCCCCUGGCCACUGAAAUUGUUCCAAAUUUAAAAUAUUCUCCUUCCAUAUACCUGGGAGUGCUUCUUUGGAAGGUUUGCUUUGUUUGAAUGGCCUUCAGAAAUCACAUGGAGCUUAAAAGUAGGACAAGCCCUUUGGUCACCAAGUUCUGGCAUCCUCAUUGUACAGGCUGAGCCAAGCCUAGGAGAGCCCUGCGUAUCAAAUUCCUUAGCUCUGCUUUUUGGCCAGAGGGGACAGGCCCUGCUCUGGGCUUUGUAGUCUUCACUGCAUUCUGGCUGGAUCAGUCACCAUCACUGCACUCCUCAUGUAAAGCAUAGUGAACCCUCGGGCAAGCUCUGCUUCUCCACAUCACUGCUGGUGUGCAGUCCCCUGCAUGCUGCAAGCUUGGGAAUCUAGAGAGGCAGGCAGGAGGAGUAUGGACAGAGGGGAGGCAGGCUUCUUGCUGGUAUGCAGCCUCCUGGAGUUUAGGUCACACCUACCUUUGGAAGCAGGUUUAGUGGAAGAAGCCUAGCCAGGUAACUUAAGACACUCAGGUUUUUGAGGGCAUGCCAGGUUGACUUCAGGGUCUGUCCUUUACCCAUCCAUGUCCACUUUUAGGAAAUGUCUGAAAUUUGGCAUUACAGGGUUCCAAGACCUGGCCUUCAAAAUUCCUGACAGGCCAGCUUCAACAUUCCAUGGCCAAUCUUGCCUGAGCCUGACCUAGGUCCCACUCCCUCAGUUUCUUCAAUGGGCAUUUCCUACCUUGCAUGCUGUCAGGGCCAGCCAGGAAACACAAGGGUUGGAACUGGCCAAAAGGGACACAACAGCACAUGCCUCCCUAGCUGCAGAAAUCAGUGGCUGUGGUAUUGAGUCCCACAGCAUUCCUGGUAGGGAUUUCCUUCCUGAAGAGAACAGAACAACUUUGCAUAGAAUUGCUAGCCCAUGGGUACAGCCAUCCUCAGGCUCCAGCCUUCUUCCUCAUGCCUAAAAGUCAGGGAAAGUGGGACUGGCCCAGAGUCUGCCUUGGGUCAGUUGGAUUAUUUGGAUCUGGGUUGUGACCCUUGUCUCUUCACCGAAAAGAGGCUAGCAGGGCUUCUGGCACCUGAGGUCUGAUGAUCUCUGAAGACCCAGGGCCUGUCCCCUCCUGACUUCACGGCAUCUGCAUCCCUCUUUCAUAUCACACAGCAGAGAAGCCUGUUCUCAUGGCAAGUAACAUCCCUGUGAAGAGAGCGUUGUAUAUGAUUUUGUAUUUUUUAAUUCCUUUUAAUCUACAGGUUGGAAUCUAAUUUUUAAAUUUUAUUGGAACUCACAUUUUAAAAAUAAAGAAAUGUUUAAAAAUGAUAAAAUAAUAAUAAUAAUAAUAAUAACCUUUGAACAGUGUCCUCCAAGUAGUUUGAUCGAAGAAUUUAGAGGUGUUUUCAAAAUACAGCCUGGAGUAUGAUGAUUGGAAAGCCUGUGGCCUCACUUGUGUGUAUGAAGUGUAAAUCUGGUUUGGUUUUAUUGUUUUGGAUUCCUUUGGGUUUUGUUUAGUUUUGUUUUGAAGAUCAGAUAGUGAUCACUCUGAAAGAGAUUGAAGCCAAGAGUUUGUAAUUAUGAUAUUUACUGUAAGCUGUAGAACAUUCAAUAACUAUUAAAAAAAAAAAGUUUCCCAAAAAAGAAAAAAA